AUGUCUCGAGUAUUUCUCGGGGAUGAGAUUAUCACUUUUCGAGUAGGCGACGAACUGCUACCUAUUAAGGUCCACAAAAACGUUAUUUGCGAAAAGCUGGAGGUUUUCGAUGCCAUGCUGCGCGGAAACUUUAGUGAGGCAAGCUUCAAAGUUAUAGACUUGCCGGAAGAUGAUUUCCACGCCUUUGAGUUGUUGGUAGAGUGGUGUUACACGAAUCGAAUAUCCAUGCCAGGUUCAACAACUUCAUAUGAUGCUGUAGGAAGAAGAGUGGAAUUGUACUGUUUGGCUCACAAGUACUGUGCUUCGGUUCUGCAAGACUUUGUGACGAACUACAUAAUUACAUGGCUCAGAAUGAAUGAGCACCGUACCAAGAUUUUCAACCCAGCAUGGAUUUCACGCAUUGGAGAAACAUUCGCAGCAACCUAUGAUGAAUUAGCGGGGAUAGAUGGACUCCCGGGCCCCCUUCGUUUUCUCAUCGGGUUUGUGAACAAGAUGAUCGUACUCGCGUCAAAAUCAGGCGCCUCAAAAUUGGCAGUGAUGCGUCUUGCUAACUUCUGGUCACAAGAACUGGAACAUUGGGGUUGGCAAUCUGACGCAAAAAUCGCCGAGGAACUGAACCCAUCAUCAACAGCCUGCUGCGAAUAUCACACGCAUUCCCGAAAAAAUAUGCUUGAGUGUCCAUUAUUCAAGGAUUUGAAGGGGUCGGCAAAAUAUUCUCCAGACGCUUUCGUGGUCGUGACGCAUCUCAAGCGCCUAGGCAAAAUGGCUAAAGAGAUUGAGAAAUAUGGUUUCCAUGGUAGUUCAUUGCCACAUAAUGGUCCUAUUAGCGCUAAUCACCUAAUUCUUCACACCAAAUUCGAUACGAAUGGUAACUUAUUCACAAAGGCGCAAGAAGUGGCCGGAUUCAAGGAAUUGACCGAUAUGGGAAUAAUAUCGGAACCAGUAGGAAUACGCCGCAACUUCAUGUUUCUUAAUGGUCAUAGUGUUGAAAAGCUAUGA
Sclerotinia sclerotiorum 1980 UF-70 is the source of this 999-nucleotide messenger RNA. RefSeq lists its product with no specific name. The transcript has 3 exons. The coding region runs from base 1 to 999 and encodes 332 amino acids. The record is from RefSeq and is a predicted model, not a curated record. Gene Ontology annotation, molecular function: protein binding. NCBI's taxonomy places the organism in Eukaryota, Fungi, Ascomycota, Leotiomycetes, Helotiales, Sclerotiniaceae.